UCUCUAAUCUCCCGCCGUCGGAUGUGCAUUCACGUCCAGUGGACUCGCUGGCCUCCAGCACUGGAGUCCAGACUGGACUCCAGUGUGGGUGUGUUACCGCCGUCGGACAAAAAGUCUCAGAUACUCUAGUCCUACGGACUUCGUGCGAACAUGUACCUUGCCAGCGAUCAGUCAUUUCCAGUUUCCCUAUCCAAGAUGCCUCCCUUGUUCCGUGCCCUCAUUGCAUUCACGUUGGCUAUCUUGUUGCCUGCUACGGCACAAGACGUAUGCAGUGGCCACGGUGAACUCCAUGGGAACCAUUGCCACUGCGAACAAGGAUACGAGAGUCAAGGUGUCGAAUGUAUCGCUACGGCCGGAACGACAGCUUCGUGCCCGGCUGGGGGCGUCUCGUGGGAGCUGUCAAUGGCAAUGGCACUGGAGAACGGAACGUACACGGUCUCCUUUGCGAAUAACACGGAGAACAUGGCAAUGUUUGUGUUGCCGCUGAACAUUUCAGUGACCGAUACCGUCACUCAGGAAGAUCUGGAGGCGUCCGUGGACAAGUCCACAAGUCUCCUGGAAGACGUGACGCUGCCUCGCAACGUUGUCAAGGCGUCGCGUGACAUGGCACCGACCGAUCAGUUGCUCUAUGUGGUGCAGCGUAACAAUGCCGAGGAGCUCGCAGCGCUUCAAGCCGAGUGCGAGGCGAACCCGAACAAUACGUGGCAUAUCGACCACUGCGACGGCGCAGACGGCCAUGGCCGGCGGCUGGCGUCGGAGCCUAUGACGGUCAACUUGGUCGUCGAUGAAGCUGGAUACUACGCGUUCCACAUGCAGCACAAUGCGAUCGAGGAGUUUGGCAUGCAAGUGCUCGACGCAGAAGGACAAGAAGUCGGAAUAGUAUUAACCAUGGCAGGCGAAGAAGAAGAUGAAGGAACGUCUGCUGCCCGGAGUGCUUCAACGUCUGUAUGGGUCAAGACGAUGGCCGCCGUGGCGAUCGUAGCUGUGCUGUCGAUUGUUGGGAUCCUCUUGUUGAUUCUCCGUAUCAACGUCCUUACCAAGGUCAUGGAUGCGAUGAUCGCUCUCUCAGCCGGCGCAUUAUUCGGUGCCGCUUUCCUGCAUGUAUUGCCGGAAUCUAUCGAGUUCUACAGUGAAUACGGCCAGAUGGACCUCACGUUAAGUAUGAUGUUCACGGUCGGCUUCGUCGUCGCGAUGGUCGUCGAGAUGGCACUGGAACUCUGGGUCAGUAUUGUAGGGGGAGAGUCUCACACGCACGCUCACCUCCCGACCCUCAGCUCUCCAGUCAACGCGCUGUCUGAUGCUGGCAAACAGUCAGGAACACCUGAGACUGGUGACUACAACGCGGAAAGCACGCCUACUCUGUCACGCAGCAAGAUGCUGAGUGCAUCAACGUUCAGUCUCAAAGUCGACUGGCAUACUAUCAAGCCGAUGGCGUACAUUAUCUUGCUAGGCGACCUGUUCCACAACUUCGUGGACGGUGUUUUAAUCGCCACCGCCUUCCUCGCCUGUGAUGACUCGCUUGGCGUGUCCGUCACGGUCUCGGCCAUUCUGCACGAGUUACCGCAAGAAUUCGCUGACUUUAUCAUCCUCGUUGAGUCCGGUUUCACACCGUUCCAAGCCGUACUCUUCAACUUCCUUAGCGCGCUGUCGGCUUUCAUCGGAGCGAUCGUCGUACUCGCUGCUGUGCCCGUCACGAACGAGACUAUGGGACUUCUACUCGCUGUUGGCUCGGGAACGCUUGUGUACAUUGCAGGCACUGACCUGCUACCCGGGGUUCUACGUGUCAAGUCGGUCGGCCAGUUUUUGGUUAACCUCCUCAUGUUUGGGAUCGGCGUCGGCGCGUUGGCACUUACAACACUACACCACGUGCAUUGCAAUGCCGAUUAAGAUGGAGUGAUAAUUCCUUUGUGGUUCUGCAUUGUAAGGGCUUGCUCUCGUAAAACAAUAUUUGUUCGUGGUUGGUCGCUUCCUUUUAUUUACCCGCAAUUGGAUCUACAAAAUAAAGAUGUACUUCAA
Molecule: messenger RNA, 2016 nt
Organism: Phytophthora nicotianae INRA-310
Lineage: Eukaryota; Oomycota; Peronosporomycetes; Peronosporales; Peronosporaceae
Exons: 2
Coding region: 151-1887 (578 amino acids)
Biological process (GO): zinc ion transmembrane transport; intracellular zinc ion homeostasis
Cellular component (GO): membrane
Molecular function (GO): zinc ion transmembrane transporter activity
Source: RefSeq, a predicted model, not a curated record